CUUAGCUAUCCUAUCAUUUUACGUGUAGAAGGAUUAAAAGAUAUUUAUACACAGACAUAGAUUAGUGUCCUUAUCUUUCUGUCUUAAAGAUGUUAGCUGGGAAGGGUGCUAAAUAAGGAGGGGGUAGAAAGAAGAUGUCUUUCAUAAGAGAGCUUUGUAUAUUGAAAUUGCUUGGAACUUUUGGAGCGCGUAUUGAUAUUGAGAAUUUUUCUCUAGUUCCGAUAGCUGGAAUAGAUUUCCAAUAAGGGGAAAAUAAGAAGAAGAGGUGGCACUUUAGAAUGCCAGAGAGUGAAAUUAUAACUAGGGCUGGAUGUACUCUGUGGAGGUAACAUAGUACGGUAUUUUCCCUUGAUCUAAAAAUAAUAAUACUUGGUGUUUUUCCUUUUCCUUUGUAUAAGUAAAAGAUGAGCUGAAUGAAGUGGGAUAUGGCUAAGGUAUUCUAGACUCUAGAGCCCUUUGUGGAAAGUAAAAAGAGAAAAUUUACAGAAUAUGCUAAAUUCUUGUAGUGGCCUUUUAUUCUCCUCUCUUAUAUGUUCUCUUCUUAUGGGUGGUGCCAUGGUGGCUAGGUAUUUGAAUCAGAUUUCCGUAGCAUUUUUUGUUGUCAAUUGAUUGCGAGCCGUUAGAAGUUGAUCAUUUUAAAGUGUGAUACUGGAAAGUCUAAUUUGAAAUGAUAAUUGGUAGGGUUAACAUUUUUUGUCGGGCAGCUAAUUUUUUUGACAAAGUUAUAAUUUGAAUUUUGAAGAUAAUCAGGACUUUAGAUAGUUACCAUUAUUUACUGUAUUGCUGGAAAGAAAGGGGCUGAACAAGAAGACUCGGAACACUAUGCCACACAUCAUCUGGUGGACUAUUUGGCUGGAAUGAAACAGUAGAAAUUUUCAAGGCAAAAGGACAGACAUACGUAGCCUUAAACGCAGAUCCUGCUUUGAAAAUGGGGUCAGCCGUAUCUUCGACGCAACUGCCGGGCGGACUAUCAAAGGAGAGCACUUCAACAGCUAUAUCUUCAUCGCCACAGGGGGGUGAACUACCCAAGGAGAGCACUUCAACAGCCACAUGUUCAUCAGCUCCCGCUACGGUCCCUGCAGAUUCAAAGCCAAAGAAGAAGAUUUGUUGUGCUUGCCCAGAGACUAAGAAGGUAAGGGAUGAAUGCAUCGUGGAACAUGGUGAAUCCACUUGUGAGAAAUGGAUUGAGGCUCAUCGGCAAUGCCUUCGAGCUGAAGGCUUCAACGUCUGAAAUUGGUUAUAGAACUAAUUCUCCAAAAAAAGAUGAAAGCUUCUAUACUUAUGUAGAAUGUCCGCUUUGUGUUAACAUUACAAAAACCAGUUAGCUACAUUCUUACAGAUUAUUUGUACCAAACAUUUUUUUUAAGCGUAUUCAGAAUAAAGCAGGGGAUAGUUUUUCAGAAACAAUUGCUUUCUGGGCAGGAAAUAGAACAAAUGUUUUGGCUUCCCUUUUGUUGAGAGAACUUGGAAAGUGGACGUCCCAAUAGACUUUGAAGAUUAUGUAGAUUUGUGCUUUUCCUUU
Molecule: messenger RNA, 1522 nt
Organism: Lycium ferocissimum
Lineage: Eukaryota; Viridiplantae; Streptophyta; Magnoliopsida; Solanales; Solanaceae
Product: cytochrome c oxidase copper chaperone 1
Exons: 2
Coding region: 929-1231 (100 amino acids)
Cellular component (GO): mitochondrial intermembrane space
Molecular function (GO): copper ion binding; copper chaperone activity
Source: RefSeq, a predicted model, not a curated record